CUAUCUACAGUACCGUCUAAAAAAUUUGCAAUAAUUAUAUAUACCAACAAAUAGGUUCAAAUUAUUAGUUGUUUGUGUUUGAUUUCAGCAAUGAUCAAGAAAGCAGCCCUUGGAGUGGCCUUAUUAGUGCUGCUUUUAGCUUUAGUCAUUCGUCCCCCUUCUCCCAAAACUUGCAGCACAGCAGGUCUCCCAUCCACCACAUCAAGAAUCAAGCUUAGAGAUGGAAGGCAUUUGGUGUACAAAGAAUAUGGUGUGCCCAAAAAAUCUGCAAAUUAUAAUGUCAUAUAUGUUCAUAGCUUUGGUGGCAGCAAAUUCGAGGCUGCUCUUAUAAUUUCGAAAGCUAUUGAAGAAUUAGGGGUAUACUUGGUGUCCUUUGAUAGACCUGGUUAUGGUAAAAGUGAUCCUCAUCCAAAGAGAAGUUUUAAAAGUUUGGCUUUUGAUAUAGAAGAGGUUGCUGAUCAAUUGGAACUUGGAGAUAAAUUUUACGUUGUUGGGUUCGCCAUGGGUGCUCACUUCGUUUGGGGCUGCCUUAAGUACAUUCCUCAACGCUUAGCUGGAGCUGCAUUAUUGGCUCCAGCAAUCAAUUAUUGGUGGCCUGGAUUUCCAGCAAACUUGACUAAACAAGCGUUAGAUAAACAGUUACCCAGAGACCAAUGGGUUUAUCAAGUUGCGUACUAUGCCCCUUGGCUUAUGUAUUGGUGGAACACUCAACAAUGGUUUCCUGGCUUUAGUGUUAUUACUGGAGAAUUUAAAUUGUCUCAAAAAGAUCUCAAAAUUGCCUCCUCACUUGAUGAGAUGCAACUUCAGCAGGCAUAUGUUACACAACAAGGAGAUUUUGAGUCCCUGCACCGGGACUUGAUUAUUGGUUUUGGUAAACCCGAAUUUGAUCCGAUGGAUAUGAAAAACCCAUUCCCUAACAACGAAAGCUCUGCACAUCUAUGGCAUGGUGUUGAAGAUGGGAUUGUGUCUGUUAAUCUGCAACGUUUCAUCGCGAAAAAACUUCCAUGGAUAAAGUAUCACGAGCUAUCAGAUGCUGGACACUUAUUCCCUUGUGGUGAAGAUAGUGUAAAAGAUGUUAUAUGGAAGGCUCUUUUGAGUGAGAAAAUUUAAUUGAUUUUUACAAAUUGAAAAUUGUUAAGGUUAUGAUUGUAAUAAGGAGGAUCCAGGAUCUUUUAAUAAUUAUAUAAAUAGUAUAAAAGGUCCAUUACCUGUG
Messenger RNA from Nicotiana attenuata, 1213 nucleotides. RefSeq lists its product as uncharacterized. The transcript has 5 exons. The record is from RefSeq and is a predicted model, not a curated record. The coding region runs from base 91 to 1110 and encodes 339 amino acids. Lineage: Eukaryota; Viridiplantae; Streptophyta; Magnoliopsida; Solanales; Solanaceae.